AUUGUUAUGAAUGAGUAACAAAAUGAAACACUUUGUCCCUAUUUUCAUUCCAUUAAAUUUCCUUUUAAUUUCGUAACAUUGUGAAUCUUGUCACUUCAUGAUGGACAUUUUUAAUUAUUUUUUAGCUUUCUUCAUUUUGUUUAUGACUGCAAUAGAAGUCUGUCAAUCUACGACUACCGGACCACCUUCAAGUUCUACAAACACAUCAGCUGUUACCACUGCAAAACUCUCAACAUCAGAAGACUCCGGGAAUGACCUCGUUGGGAUUUAUGUCUCCUUCCCUAUUGUGAUAGUGUUGGCUGUUGCUGGUGGAGCUCUUACCGCUGUCUUCAUCGUGAGGAGAAGACAAAUUGCUGAUAUUCAACAUAAUGGUAAAACAAAAAGGACAGGUAAGGUCUUUUGGCGCGUAUACGAUGGUGCAGAAAAUAAACCAAAAGAUUUUAUGAGAUUAAAAGCCGGUGCAAGAGCUAGACUAGUUGAAGUUGCAAAGCCAAGUACAAAUGAUUAUUAUUCAGAAAUAUCACCAUAUAGUACUCAGUCGAUGAUACUCCCCGAGGAUUGGUAUAGUUCGGUUUAUAUUGAUAUCCCAGCUACAGGCAAUUCAAAUUCUGAUAACAAUAGCUACGAUACAGUCAGACAAAGUGUAAACUCAAAUACGGGAAACAUUACGAGCGAAAACAGACCAGCAUACGAUCACGUGAUGAUUGCGAAUGAUGCUUUUACAACUCCAAAAAGAAAAGAUGGCUAUUCUCACUUGAAUUUACCAAAAUUUGAAACCAACAAAGAGAAUCGGUUUAAAGUUGUAGAAGACAAACAUUCGAAUAAGGAUGCUCCUCGAAAAGCUGCUCCUGAUCUCUGUGACAGUAAGGAACAUGAAUAUUAUGUUCUUGACCCGGAUGGUAAUCUUUACAUUGUUCACGAGUGCAAUGCGACAAUGUAAUAUGUUGUUUAAAAGCGCAUUGGUUUGUUUAACUGAUUGUGAUUUAGAUAUUAAGGUGAAAGAAAUUCCAGACUGCCAUUACAUUUUUGUAAUAUAGGGGUUACUUUUGUCGGCGGCGUCGGCGGUGUCGGCGUCGUGUCGUUGACCGGUAUUCUGCUCUUCUUAAUUUCCUUAGUAAAUUUUCAUACUUUAAUUUUGUCCUGGCCAUUUCUCUUCAACUAUAAAAGCUAUGGACUUGAAACUUCAUAGGAUGAUAGAUCUCAUUAAGAAGAAGUGCAGUGCACAGGAACCGAUACUCUGCACUUCCUAAUGUUUGAGUUAUUAUCCUUUGUUAAUUUUCAUACUUUAUUUUUGCCCGGGCCAUUUUUCCUUAUGUAUAAAAGCUAUGGACUUGAAACUUCCUAGGAUGAUAGAUCUCAUUAAGAAGAAGUGCAGUGCACAAGGACCGGUACUCUGCAUUUAUUAUUUUCUGAGUUAUUGCCCUUUAUUAAUUUUCAUACUUUAUUUUUGUCCGGGCCAUUUCUCCGAAAAAAUAAACGCUAUGGACUUGAUACUUCAUAGGAUGAUUAAGAGAAAGUGCAGUGCAAAAGAAUCGGUACUUUGCAUUUCUUAUUUUUUUGAGUGAUUGCCCUUUGUUAAUUCCCAUACUAUAUUUUUGUCCAGGUCAUUUCUCCUCAAGUAUGAAAGCUAUGGACAUGAAACUUCAUAGGAUGAUAGAUCUCAUUAAGAAAAAUUGCAAUGUACAGGAACCAGUACUCUGCAUUUCUUAAUUUUUGAGUUAAUACCCUUUAUUAAUUUUCAUACUUUAUUUUUUCCAGGCCAUUUCUCAUAAGUUAAAAGUUAGAUAUGGACUUGAAUCUUCAUAGAAUGAUAGAUCUUAUUGAUAAGAAGUGCAGUGCACAGAAUCUGCUGCUCUGCACUUAUUAUUGUUUGAGUUAUUGCCCUUUGUUAAUUUUCAUAUUUCAUUUUUGUCCUGGCCAUUUCAACUAAACUAUAUUGUUCAAAAGGCGACUCGCGGAGUUCUAGUUUCAUAUACUCUUCUGAACAGUUCACACAAUUGAUGAAUAUAAAGGCAUUUACUUUAGCAAAAUGUUUAUACUAAGGCAAUAUUCCAAAAUAAUUUAUAAAGAGUGUUGGUGAAACUCAAUUGUCCUAUGAUACAUUGCAACAUUUUUGUUGUGGUGGUCAUUACAAAAGGUGACUUUGCAAUAUUUACAUUUACGUGAUAAUUACUCAUGUUAGAUCUGAGUUAAUUGAAAGAUUUAUGACUCAGAAACGGACAAAUCACUUAAUGCUUCGAAUAUUGUUUUAUUUUAAGAAGCGCCUGUAACUAGUUUCGUUCAGUAUCGUACUUUGUUGAUAAUAGGAAGAUUGGUCUCUGUUUGUCAUUGUAUUCUAUGAAAAUAUGAUGUUACUGUACAAAUAGAUGUAUUUCAUAAUUUUA
Molecule: messenger RNA, 2384 nt
Organism: Ruditapes philippinarum (Manila clam)
Lineage: Eukaryota; Metazoa; Mollusca; Bivalvia; Venerida; Veneridae
Exons: 4
Coding region: 98-940 (280 amino acids)
Source: RefSeq, a predicted model, not a curated record